Molecule: messenger RNA, 1179 nt
Organism: Perognathus longimembris pacificus (Pacific pocket mouse)
Lineage: Eukaryota; Metazoa; Chordata; Mammalia; Rodentia; Heteromyidae
Gene: Arv1
Product: ARV1 homolog, fatty acid homeostasis modulator
Exons: 6
Coding region: 19-813 (264 amino acids)
Biological process (GO): intracellular sterol transport; sphingolipid metabolic process; sterol metabolic process
Cellular component (GO): cortical endoplasmic reticulum; Golgi apparatus
Source: RefSeq, a predicted model, not a curated record
CGGGGCCGCGCGGUGGCCAUGGGAACGGGUGGGCGCUGCGGGCCGCGGCCCGGGAAGGGCGCCGAGGGGCCGGCGUCGGCCUGCAUCCGCUACCGCUGCAUCGAGUGCAACCGGGAGGCCCGCGAGCUGUACCGGGACUACAGCCACGGCGUGCUGAAGAUCACCAUCUGCAAAUCCUGCCAGAAGCCAGUAGACAAAUACAUCGAGUAUGAUCCUGUUAUCAUCUUGAUUAACGCUAUUUUAUGCAAAGCCCAGGCCUACAGGCAUAUUCUUUUCAAUACCAAGAUAAAUAUCCACGGGAAGCUCUGUGUGUUCUGUCUGCUUUGUGACGCAUACCUGAGGUGGCGGCAGCUGCAGGAUUCAAACCAGAGCACCGCCCCGGAUGACCUGAUCCGCUACACCAGGGAGUGGGAUUUCUACAGGAUGUUCGCCAUCGCGUCCUUGGAACAAACUGCCUUUUUUCUUGGCAUUUUUGCUUUCGUGUGGCUAGAGCGACCCAAGACAGCAAAGAAGAAGCCCGACUUGUGUCUGCUGCUGAAAGCCCUGCUGUUGUCCAGCUACGGCAAGCUGCUGCUGAUCCCCGCGGUCAUCUGGGAGCACGACUACACGCCGCUGUGCCUCAGGCUCAUCAAAGUCUUCGUCCUGGCGUCACACUUCCAGGCGAUCCGAGUCACCCUGAACAUCAACCGCAAGGUCUCCCUGCUGGCUGUCCUAAGUGGCUCCCUGCUGGAGAGCGCCAUGGUCUACUUCUUCCAGAGGCUGGAGUGGGACGUCAGCACUGACUGUGCCAUCUACAAGUCUCAGGACCUCUGAGCCCGACGACGCCCUGCUGCCCGCGGCAUCCUGCGUGGGGGCAGCAGCGCGCACCCCUGGCCGCCUCGUCAUCACGGACGGGCCUCGGCACUGCGUGAGACGUCACCGGCUGCACCCGGAGAGGAGGCGUCACCAGCACCAGGCCCCUCGCGUCUGAGGUGAAGCUGAGGCCCCUUCUGGCGGUGUGAAGAGAACCCGGCUCCCCCUCUGCCCCCGCAGCACCAGCACUUACAGAGACAGUGCCCCUGGGGAAUCCUUUAAACUCAAAGUUCUCAAAUAUUUUGUGUUCUUACAACAGUGGAAACAUUUUUCUCAAUAAAGUCUUUCAAAAGAAACUAAGAUUUGGUAAAUUGUUUAACUCAGUAA